GGGGAGCGAAGGGUGAGGAGCGGUAUGAGAGAGAGACAGUGUCUUCGUAUGCUCUUCUGUCUCUCUUGUCGCCUGCCCACCGCCUCCCCGGCCUGAGGUCAUCUCAGAUCUGAUUCCAUCAAGGAUUCUCGCAAACCGUCUCUGUCCGUCCCUUCAAUUUGCUUCAUCUGAUUCCAUCAAUUGGAUAUCUUGUCUUCUCUCUUUUCGUUUGCUCUCUCGACCGGCCUGUGCUCAAACCUUUCAAGCCUGUUCUCUCUCGCGUCACGAGCCUUUCAGCUGCAUCUACCCUCGUGCUGCAGUCCACCAUGACUCGACUCUCGGCUGCCGCGGUGUGCCUCAUCUUCCUGGUGUCGGCUGCCCUGGCCGACGAUGCUUCGCGCAACGCGCUCCGCUCCAUGCGCGGCAAGAACGCUGCUGCCAAUGAUCAAGGUGCAUAGGAAUGAGACCAGAUGCCUGCACAUUACAGCCCAUCACAUCACUUGUCUGCCUGUCGUCUCUCUCUCCCUUUUUUUGUGCAGCUGCGGAUGAUCUUGUGUCCGGCCUCAGGUGGACACACAGCAUCCCUGAGCUGGACAGCAUGCCUGAGGAGCCACCCCAGCAUCGCGCCCUGUGGCCCAAGAUCAGUGCGCCCAAGAUCCCCGCGCCCAAGAUCAGCCCGCCCAAGAUCAAAAGCCCCGAUCUCGGCAAUCUGGGUAAGACAGCAGGCAAGGCUGCUGGGGCGUACUACGGAGGCGCUGCUGGAGCCGCUCUUGGCGGGGCCGUUGGGUCGAAAUUCGGCCCUGGGGGGACGGCGGCAGGGUCGGCUAUUGGCACGGCUGUUGGCGCGACAGAGGGAGCAAAGCAUGGGGGCAAAGCUGGAGAAAAGGCCGGAGACUGGGUGGAGGACCGGCUCGGCGGCUCUUUCGGGUUCAGACGUCUGAGUGACGACACGGCCGAUGCAGAGGUAGGAGGGAUGGGAGAGAGGCACUGGGCUUGCUUCAGCACUUGGUCGCAUUGCACCCCAUCUCAUUAUCUCAUUGCUGUCUGUCUGUCUGUCUGUGAGUGCAGGACGCCGCGGAUGAUCUUGUGUCCGGCCUCGAGGACAAGCACGCUGAGCAGCAUGAGGAGGAGCCACCCCAGCAUCGCGCCCUGUGGCCCAAGAUCAGUGCGCCCAAGAUCCCCGCGCCCAAGAUCAGCCCGCCCAAGAUCAAAAGCCCCGAUCUCGGCGAUCUGGGUAAGACAGCAGGCAAGGCUGCUGGGGCGUACUACGGAGGCGCUGCUGGAGCCGCUCUUGGCGGGGCCGUUGGGUCGAAAUUCGGCCCUGGGGGGACGGCGGCAGGGUCGGCUAUUGGCACGGCUGUUGGCGCGACAGAGGGAGCAAAGCAUGGGGGCAAAGCUGGAGAAAAGGCCGGAGACUGGGCGAUGGACCGGCUUGGCGGCUCCUUCGGGUACAGACGUCUGAGUGACGACAAGGCCGAUGCAGAGGUAGGAGGGAUGGGAGAGAGGCACUGGGCUUGCUUCAGCAGUUGGUGGCAUUGCACCCCAUCUCAUUGCUGUCUGUCUGUCUGUCUGUCUGUCUGUGAGUGCAGGACGCCGCGGAUGAUCUUGUGUCCGGCCUCGAGGACAAGCACGCUGAGCAGCAUGAGGAGGAGCCACCCCAGCAUCGCGCCCUGUGGCCCAAGAUCAGCGCGCCCAAGAUCAGCCCGCCCAAGAUCAAAAGCCCCGAUCUCGGCAAUCUGGGUAAGACAGCAGGCAAGGCUGCUGGGGCGUACUACGGAGGCGCUGCUGGAGCCGCUCUUGGCGGGGCCGUUGGGUCGAAAUUCGGCCCUGGGGGGACGGCGGCAGGGUCGGCUAUUGGCACGGCUGUUGGCGCGACAGAGGGCGCAAAGCAUGGGGGCCGAUUGGGAGAAAACGCCGGAAACUGGGCGGAGGACCGGCUUGGCGGCUCCUUCGGGUACUAGACUGGUAGAUGAGUGGUAGAUGCUUGCAUGGGGAGGGAUGGGCACGCGGUUUCGGCUCAUAGGAGAUGAGGUAGACUACGGGGGUUCAUGAUUGUGGCUGCCCAUGAAUGCUCUGUCUGUCUUUCCCAUUCCCGUGUAUGUGUACACCCCAUUCAUGUAUGUGCGUGUAUGUACGUGUAGAUAGGCAGGUAAGUAGGUAGAUCGGUUCGGCGCUGCCGUGCCAGUAGCGUAGGGUUCACAGAUAGAAUGGGCAAUGGGGUCGGCUGACUGGAUGCUAUUCAUGAUGACACGAGGCUGGGGCUUCGUGAAUUUCAUGAUCACAUGGAUAUAUAAGUGUACACUAGGCAGAUCAGCUGAUAGGAUAGAUGUAACAUUGUGUAUAUGCCUGUUGACGUCACCGUUUUCCUUUUCACUGUCUGUCUUGUCCCAUCGUAACGUGUGUGUAUGUGCUGCACGGGGCUGGGCUUCGUGAAUUGCGUGAUUACAUGUAUUUGCACACUACGCAUUCCCGUUGCCCUCCAUGUGUGUGUCCAUGUGUCGACAGGUAGGUAGGUGUAGAUAGCUGUGCCAGUAGAGUACGGUAAGACAGAUACAAGGGGAAUGGGCUCGACUGGCUGUCAUCUUGAUGAUGCACGAGGCUGGGGCUUCGUGGAUUGCAUGAUUACACGCAUGUGUACCCAUACAUUCUCGUUCGGUCUGGUGAGCCUACGCGUAGUGCGCCCUCUGUGUUUCCUGUCGUAUGGUUGGUCAGUUGUGGGUCUUCCACAUAUCCACAGGUGUGGCUGUCUGUCUGUCUCCUGUCUGGCUGUCUCCUGUCUGGCUGGCUGCCUGUAGUUUUCAUGUGUCUGUCGUUAAUCACUUUCAUACGCGUGUAUGUGUGGUGUGUCGUUUGGCCAAGUGGGCUGUGUGUGCCUUGUUUGUAAGUAUGUUUGCAUGAAGCACGCCUUGUUGAUAUGCGAAUUAUGACGGGAUGCAUGGAUGGAGGGAUGAGACGCAAUCAAG
Vitrella brassicaformis is the source of this 2942-nucleotide messenger RNA. NCBI's taxonomy places the organism in Eukaryota, Vitrellaceae. The record is from the annotation of a GenBank genome assembly.